UUACGCUCCCCGAGCUGUUAGAGGUUAAAAUACGUCGUGGGCGUAGCGGCUCCUUGUAAUGGCGACCGUGCCGUAGCUGUGCCCAGGUUUGUGAAAAUGAAGCGAAGAAGAAGUUAUUUCUUUUAAGUGAAACGCCGAGGUUCCCCGGAGGAGGACUGCGCGUCUGCGGCCGUCGUCUCUUAACGUGGUUAACUCAGCCGUGCUUCUGAACUCCGCUGCCCCCGAGAUGAUGAAGCUCAAGUCGAACCAGACCCGGACGUACGACGGGGACGGCUACAAGAAGCGGGCCGCCUGUCUGUGCUUCAGGAGCGAGAGCGAGGAGGAGGUGCUGCUGGUGAGCAGUAGUCGACAUCCAGACAAGUGGAUAGUUCCCGGAGGGGGGAUGGAGCCGGAGGAAGAGCCUAACAUUGCAGCAGCUCGAGAAGUGUGUGAAGAGGCCGGUGUGAAGGGGACUUUAGGUCGCUUAGUUGGAGUAUUUGAGAACCAAGAGAGGAAACACAGAACCUACGUCUACGUUCUUGUUGUAACGGAGGUGCUGGAGGACUGGGAGGACUCUGUCAACAUUGGGAGAAAAAGGGAAUGGUUUAAAAUAGACGAAGCCAUGCGAGUGUUGCUGUGUCACAAGCCCGUGCAGGCCACCUACUUUGAGGCGCUCCAGGAGAGCUGCCUCACCAGUAACGGAACACCUUUGGUGACCACGAUAGGUGGGGACCUCUCCCCUACCUACAGCAUCAAUCAGAGCUCCGUCUCUGGCAUCAGAUAACUAAAACCAUAACUCUGACACCCCCUGGAGCUUUUGAGCUUUCGCCACCACUUGCGCUCUUAUUUGUGUCUCUUCUUCUUCUUUUCUUCUUCUUCUUCUCUUCUUCUUCUUCUUCUUCUUCUUCUACUCUUCUUCUUUUCUUUUUGUCUCAAUAACAUGGUUUGCCUUGCCAACUCCUUUGUGCCAGAACUGUGGCACAGACUUGAUGACAAGUGUUGGGUGAAAAGUCUGAAACACUUUGUAAAUGUAAUUUUGGACCCCCCUCCCCCGCCACCUCUUUUUGUUUUUCUUUUUACUGACAACUGCAUGAAAUGUCCUCUUGCUCCCUUCAUUCUCUUUCCUUAAAGCGCCCUUAGCGUGGUGUUUAUUGAAUGCAAGAACUACUUUUUACUGUUGUAAUGUAAAAGUGUAUACUUAGUGCUUAAGCUGAAGGCUUUUGGUGGUCUUUUUAAUGUCUCCUCCAUUUUUCUUUGGUUAUUUCUCUGUGAAUGAAUGGGCCCAUUAGUGUAGUCUCUCUCUCUCUCCCCCUGCUGUAAGGAUCAGAAGUGCUGUCUGUCUGAAUGAACAGAAUUGUGGGAAGUGACUUGUCUUGCAUGAGCACCGUUGUGUUGCGUCACGCUCAGUCGAGUGACCUGAUGCUGACCGCGACAGAUUUGUGGUGAAGUCUUUUGGAUUAUUUGGAAACGGUCUCUUCAUUUUGCUACUUAUCGUGGUUGUUGAUGUCUCUUUUAUCAGAAGGAUACGGCCCCUCAGUAGUAUUUCAAUUUCAAGUGCGCUCGCUCUUAUUUGGGGAAACAACCCAAGCACUACAGGUUUCGUUCUCAAACAGAGCGUAUAGACUGUGGAGAGAGUGAAAGAAUUUCAACAUAUAAUGUAAAUGAACCACCGUUUUCCUCAGUGUCUUUACCUCCUUUUUAAUCCCAUUUUGUUUUCUUUCCUUUGUUUUUUGUUUAAUGCUUUUCCUGUGACUGACUACAAAGUCUUCCUCCACAUACUUAGAAGGUAGAAGCGGUAGAUUUCAAUUAUCAUGGACUUGUAAUUUCAAAAUGCAGCACAUAUCACUUAAGUUAUUAAACCCAUUUCCGCAUUUUACUCCUCACAUUCAGUUUGGUUAAAAGCAUUUGUUUACAUUGUGUUCGUAGCACAGGUGACGUUAGUGGGCACUUUUUCUUUUUUUUUUACCCUUCUGUCCUUAGUAUUUAAUCUGCAUCCCCAGAAACACUCAAAACACCUGCUUGACAUUGAAAGUAAUGGAAUCUAAAAUGCUGUCUUGGGCAAGAUGCAGAACAACAAGCCUUGUACAGUUUGAGACCUCGUUUUUAACAUGUAAAAUGCUUUUGGAUACCUUUUUUUUUUUUCUCCUCUCUAACGUCUGGCAAAAGUCUCUUUAACUGAGCUGCGUCACUUGGCCUCUGUGGCACGAGGCAGCUGGCUCAAUACUGUGAAACUGGAGGCGCUGUAGAUAGCAUGUAAGAGGUUUUUAUUGUAAAUUGUUUAUUUCUGUAUAGAUCAAAGGUGAGAGUACAAAUGACUAAACACAUCUUACACAUCAGUGAGUGCUACGUGUCAUCGAGGCUGGAAGAAUUGAUUGAACCUCUCGCUGUUGGUUCUGGAGCGGUUUGGACUUUUCUCUUGAGAUAGCGAAGAGAACAUCCGAGGAUAGACGAACGGGGAAUGUGGCUGAGAUCGUACAUGCGAGAAAAGAGCCUAUAAUCAAAAACUCUCAAAUAUUCUUCAGACCAAAUCUAAUUAACGUCAAGAGAUUAGUGUUUUUUUGCUUUUACUUUGGCCAAGCUACGAAAAAUUGUUUCUAAACCUCCUAUUUAGUUUAGCACCUGCUGUCUUUUUAAGCCAACAGCUGUUCCACUGGUUUUCAGUAUAUUUCCCUCAGAGUGAUUCUUUCAGUAGUUUCUUUCCCAAAAGCUCAAAGAUCAUUCUGUUAUUUUCUGUCUAUAUUUAAACCUGCAACAGCUUAUUUUUUGGCCACUUGGGGACAUUGAAACGAGCUUUAAACGCACAUCCAACAUUUACAGGGAAACAUUAAUUGAGACACGUUUGUGUCCACCUGUUAAAUGUAAUGGUAAUAUACUGUUCUUGAAGCUGCCCAAUUCUCCACUGUGUUAAUCAGUGUCUGCCGUAUAACUGUAGGCAGGUAACGUACAGUUGAGUUGUAGCCUUUUCAUUGAAAACAAGCAAACGCUAUGAGAAUUGAAGUGACCCAAAACAGUCAAUAUCAGGCUAGAUUGAUGAUUACAUGAUUGAUAAUUCUCUUUGCAUUCAUCAAUAUGUGUAUGUGAGCCACUGUUGAUAUAAAAGAAACAAUUUGGCUUUGAAGGUUGGGAAAGAAACUACAAUUCCUGUGUUUUACCAUCUGUUCAUGUCUAAAAAUCAUGGGAAUUGCAGUUUUGGUUGCAAACAUACGAGAGCUGCCCGUUGUCAUGAUUCAGGAACUGCCUUUGUGGGCAAUAACAUGGAGAACUGAAAGCUAGUGGACUAAAUGCUAAACUAGAUAAGAGACUGAUAAGACGUGGCGAGGGCCGCGGUGACUUCACCUUCUCAGCGAAUUAGGCUUCACACAAACUCCUCAGACCGGCUUGUGAUAAUCCAGGAAUGAAACAGCUUUUUUUCCCCCUAAAUGACAGUGAAGGUGAAAGAGGUCUAAAGUCUCCUUCACAACAAUGAGUGACUUUGAGCUGGUUUUACUGCUGUGUAUCAGAAAGGUGCGGUGGCCAAAGUCCUGCUUUACGAUGCCCUGCCUGGCACUUCCUUUGAGAUUUUUGUGUUGAUUAGCGCUUUUAGUCUUCAUCUCAAUGUGCUAUUAGACUUUUAAGGGGACAAACCAGUUUGUGGCAUGAAAAACCAAACUUAACCCUCAGUAAUUGGCUUAAUGGUUGAAUUCACUCUCGGUGGUUUGAUGUGGGCGAUAGAUACUUGGCAAAAUGAAUGUGAGGAGGAUUUCCACAAGUAACAGCCAGUGACUUGAUUAUUAAUGACCACUUGUUCUUUAUCCAUAUUUUUUUUUUUUCUGCUUUUUCUUUAAUCCGUUGUGUUGUUGACAAGCUAAUGUCUUGUAUAUAGCUAACACAGCCUCCUUACAGCCGGAGGACGCACUCUGGCUUUUGGUCAAUAAGGAUUAAUUAAUUGAUUUUCUUUAUUUUAUUUUUUAAACGACUCCCCUUCAACUCAAAACUCAUGCUCCGUCACAAAUGGAGUAAUUCAGGCGGAAGUUCAGGAGGGCAUUUGUGAAAUGAAUGUCUCCAUAUGAUUAACGUUAAGAUGGAGCAAACAAUUCUACCCUUUUCUAUGAUAUUGAAGCUUGUGAGCUUGGUUAAAACAGGAUUUAUUAGUUAAAGAACAAUGGGAUCCACUGAUGAAGUAUAUUUAUCGUCAUGUCCAUUAACUGGCCCCAUCUUGUGGCCAAAGCAAAAAAAAAAAAAAAUGAAAAGCACAUCACUAAACGGCUGAGGAUUGUAAAAAUCAGCUAAAUUACGAAUAUAAAUUUAUUUAAACAAAACAUUGCCCCCAAGAUACUUUGCAAUUGAAUAAGAAAAUGAACACGUGCACUUGUAGCUGUCAACCUCAGCCUCGAAGUUACUCGCAAUUGUUUUCUCUGAAGUGUGUCACUGGAAUAUUCUUUUCCUCUCUUGUCAUUUGGGACUGUGGAAUUAAACCAGUGCGAGAAGACUGAAGAUUGUAAUAUAAAUGUGCCAACAAAUAAACACCAGUAUUUCACAUUCA
This is a messenger RNA of Hippoglossus stenolepis (Pacific halibut), 4501 nucleotides long. It is a transcript of the gene nudt3b, whose product is annotated as nudix (nucleoside diphosphate linked moiety X)-type motif 3b. Gene Ontology annotation, molecular function: diphosphoinositol-polyphosphate diphosphatase activity; endopolyphosphatase activity; bis(5'-adenosyl)-hexaphosphatase activity. Gene Ontology annotation, biological process: diadenosine pentaphosphate catabolic process; diadenosine hexaphosphate catabolic process; adenosine 5'-(hexahydrogen pentaphosphate) catabolic process. The coding region runs from base 227 to 763 and encodes 178 amino acids. Lineage: Eukaryota; Metazoa; Chordata; Actinopteri; Pleuronectiformes; Pleuronectidae. Gene Ontology annotation, cellular component: nucleus; cytoplasm. The record is from RefSeq and is a predicted model, not a curated record. The transcript has 5 exons.